AUGGAACCUUCUGAAGGAAAGCUACCUGGUUUGUGUUGCAGAAGAGUGCAUCCUUAUAUGGCAAAGUCACUACAGCAUAAGCAUAUUUUUUUUCAGGUGCAGUGGUAUGGAGGAGAUCUUGCCUGUCGGCUUCUCAUGUUCCUCAAGCUUGUUGCCAUGUACUCAUCUGCCUUUGUGACUGUAGUGAUCUCUGUUGACCGACAAGCUGCCAUUUUGAAUCCAUUGGGUAUUGGGGAGGCAAAAAAGAAAAACAAGAUGAUGCUGUCUAUUGCCUGGACCCUCAGUGUCAUUCUUGCAGUUCCACAGCUCUUUGUGUUCCACACGGUGAGUAGGGCUACCCCAGUCCAGUUUGUGCAGUGUGCCACCUUGGGCAGUUUCCAGGAACACUGGGAAGAGACCCUGUAUAACAUGUUCACAUUCACCUGCCUGUUCCUGCUUCCACUGACUAUUAUGGUGCUUUGCUAUUCCAGAAUAUUGUUUGAGAUUUCAAGAAAAAUGAAGAAGGCAUGUGUUUCAUCCAAGGAAAUCCAGCUGCGACGUUCAAGUAACAACAUCCCAAAAGCACGUUUGAGGACUUUGAAGAUGUCAAUUGUCAUAGUACUGACCUUUGUAAUCUGUUGGACACCAUACUACCUUCUGGGCUUGUGGUACUGGUUUUCCCCAGAAAUGCUGACUCAAGAGCAGGUACCUCCAUCACUGAGUCACAUCCUAUUUCUUUUUGGACUCUUCAAUGCCUGUUUAGACCCCAUCAUCUACGGACUCUUCACAAUUCACUUUCGCAGGGAGAUCCAGCGUGCCUGCCGCUGUACUGGUCUGCACAGGGACUCUGAUGCAGUUUCACUGGGGACAGGCUCCUUCCACUGUUCUAGCUCUGUCAAUACACAUUCCAGUGGCCAUUUGAAAAGAGCUGGCACACUAAGCAGAGAUAGGAGUUCUUCUAGAAAUGAAAAAUACAGUGCUACAUGUAAUCUCUGCAGGGGAAGUGUUACAGAAAGCAUGAUGUAGAACACAUACAGUACAGACCUUACUGAGAAAUGUAAAAACAGAGGAUCAUAAUGACUGAGGCUCAAAUUAGUAAAAUAUUGUCCAAGGAUUGGCUCCUGCAUCGUGGCUCAUACCACUAGAACAACCCUGGUGACCUGUAUUUGGAUUAAGCAAGUUUAUCAAUGAAGACAUGGAUACUACAGCAUAUUCUGAAAUGAGGAUUUAGUUUGUCAAGAUACACGAUAGUUAAUGUGAUGGCUUGAGAUGAUGUGUCGGAGAUUACGGCUCAGGUCAGUGCAGUUGUCACCAAUGGUUUCAAGGCCUCAUUUUCAUUAGGGUCUGUUGCUUUGUAUUACUGUAAAAGUAAGCUAGUAGCUUUUUCUUGUUUUAAAUCCCAUGGAUUUUUAGUUCAUGAAAACCAAUGAAUGUAUUAACAAAUUUAACGUUUAAAAUAUUUUCAUUUUUAUGUAUAAAGUGUUUACUUUUGCCCUCUAAGAAUAUUUGUAGUUGAACAGAUGCCGAAGUAGCACUUGUACAAUGCUGCCAUCUGCUGAUUAUAAUUUAUGUGACAAUAAAUUGAUAGUAAAGGAUGACAGCGUCUUAGCACUAGUACUCAGAAGCACUGAUGUUUUUAGAUUUCCAUACGAAGUUGUAUCCACUUUUAAUUGAGUCCCUUGCACAAAUCCAGUUUCUAUUUUCUGCCAUAACUUUGGGGAUUCUAACAACACACAGUGUGUAAAUUAACACCAGAGAGCUUUGUUAGAGUAAUUAGUGCACUCACACUUGAAAGUGCUUGUUAACAUUUUGCUGUCAUUUCUUUCUAAGAAGAUAUGCAAAUGAUAAACAAUAAACCCAUGAAGGCACAAAUAAAAAGAAACCUGUUGUUCAAGGACAGAAUAUAUUGCUAUUUGCAACCUUGUAUUUUUGUUACACAUUCACUUAUUCGAAAAUGCAGAGAGCUCUAAACAGGGAUGUCACAGAGGCAGAAAAUAAUUCAAGUUUCAGAGAAAGGCAAACACAGUACUAUAGCAGCACUAUAAGCCAUGGGAAUUACAGAAUUACUUGUCAAGAAUACUGCUAAAGCAAGGCUCUUGAUAAACCCCAAAGAAAAUGAUUUACAGUUCCAAAAAUACACACCUGCUGCCACGGAGGCGUUUCUCUACCAGGAUUCAUACGUACUGUUUCAGUCAGUUCCACUAUGUUACAUUUCUGCAAUGUUUCUGGAACUUGAAUUUUUACAAUUUUAAUGCAUUUGAAGUAUUAUCGGGUGUCAUGGUGGUGCAGUGGUUAGUGGCUGCAGUGUCCUUGGA
Messenger RNA from Erpetoichthys calabaricus (reedfish), 2294 nucleotides. RefSeq names its product putative gonadotropin-releasing hormone II receptor. The record is from RefSeq and is a predicted model, not a curated record. Gene Ontology annotation, cellular component: membrane. Gene Ontology annotation, biological process: G protein-coupled receptor signaling pathway. Gene Ontology annotation, molecular function: gonadotropin-releasing hormone receptor activity; peptide binding. NCBI's taxonomy places the organism in Eukaryota, Metazoa, Chordata, Cladistia, Polypteriformes, Polypteridae. The coding region runs from base 1 to 1005 and encodes 334 amino acids. The transcript has 4 exons.